AUGAAAAAUGAUGAUGAUGAUGAUGAUGAUGAUGAUGAUGAUGAUGAUGAUGAUGAUGAUGAUGAUGAUGAUGAUGAUGAUGAUGAUGAUGAUGAUGAUGAUGAUGAUGAUGAUGAUGAUGAUGAUGAUGAUGAUGAUGAUGAUGAUGAUGAUGAUGAUGAUGAUGAUGAUGAUGAUGAUGAUGAUGAUGAUGAUGAUGAUGAUGAUGAUGAUGAUGAUGAUGAUGAUGAUGAUGAUGAUGAUGAUGAUGAUGAUGAUGAUGAUGAUGAUGAUGAUGAUGAUGAUGAUGAUGAUGAUGAUGAUGAUGAUGAUGAUGAUGAUGAUGAUGAUGAUGAUGAUGAUGAUGAUGAUGAUGAUGAUGAUGAUGAUGAUGAUGAUGAUGAUGAUGAUGAUGAUGAUGAUGAUGAUGAUGAUGAUGAUGAUGAUGAUGAUGAUGAUGAUGAUGAUGAUGAUGAUGAUGAUGAUGAUGAUGAUGAUGAUGAUGAUGAUGAUGAUGAUGAUGAUGAUGAUGAUGAUGAUGAUGAUGAUGAUGAUGAUGAUGAUGAUGAUGAUGAUGAUGAUGAUGAUGAUGAUGAUGAUGAUGAUGAUGAUGAUGAUGAUGAUGAUGAUGAUGAUGAUGAUGAUGAUGAUGAUGAUGAUGAUGAUGAUGAUGAUGAUGAUGAUGAUGAUGAUGAUGAUGAUGAUGAUGAUGAUGAUGAUGAUGAUGAUGAUGAUGAUGAUGAUGAUGAUGAUGAUGAUGAUGAUGAUGAUGAUGAUGAUGAUGAUGAUGAUGAUGAUGAUGAUGAUGAUGAUGAUGAUGAUGAUGAUGAUGAUGAUGAUGAUGAUGAUGAUGAUGAUGAUGAUGAUGAUGAUGAUGAUGAUGAUGAUGAUGAUGAUGAUGAUGAUGAUGAUGAUGAUGAUGAUGAUGAUGAUGAUGAUGAUGAUGAUGAUGAUGAUGAUGAUGAUGAUGAUGAUGAUGAUGAUGAUGAUGAUGAUGAUGAUGAUGAUGAUGAUGAUGAUGAUGAUGAUGAUGAUGAUGAUGAUGAUGAUGAUGAUGAUGAUGAUGAUGAUGAUGAUGAUGAUGAUGAUGAUGAUGAUGAUGAUGAUGAUGAUGAUGAUGAUGAUGAUGAUGAUUAUGAUGAUGAUGAUGAUGAUGAUGAGGAGAGGAGGAGGAGGAGGAGGAGGAUUUAUUAA
Schistosoma bovis is the source of this 1173-nucleotide messenger RNA. NCBI's taxonomy places the organism in Eukaryota, Metazoa, Platyhelminthes, Trematoda, Strigeidida, Schistosomatidae. The record is from the annotation of a GenBank genome assembly.